Messenger RNA from Manacus vitellinus (golden-collared manakin), 1864 nucleotides. RefSeq names its product armadillo repeat containing 10 (gene ARMC10). Gene Ontology annotation, cellular component: mitochondrion. Gene Ontology annotation, molecular function: protein binding. Lineage: Eukaryota; Metazoa; Chordata; Aves; Passeriformes; Pipridae. The record is from RefSeq and is a predicted model, not a curated record. Bases 185 to 1015 code for a protein of 276 amino acids. The transcript has 5 exons.
UCUCUACUUUAAAAAAAGAGGUAAUUAGAGGACUCAGUGAAAAAGGAUGGAAAGCUUGCUGUUGUAAAACACAGUCUUUUUACCAUGACAUUCUGCUUGGGUACAAUCAAACCUAGAAAAAUGUGUCCUGCAACUGAGAGCUAAAUUUCAGCUUUGUAAAAAACACUAAGGGUAACUAAGUGAAAUGUCUCAAACUUGGUAUCAAGUAUUUCAUUUUUCAACACUGACAGACAGCAGUCCUCCAGUGUCAACCCAUGGCAUGGAUGCAGAUGCUCUACAGAAACUGAUUCAUUUGCUCCAGGCCACAGAUGAUCCAUUAAUUCAAGAGCAAGCUUUAAUCACUCUCAGCAACAGUGCUGCCUUCUCUGUAAAUCAAGAUUUAAUCCGAAGUUUGGAUGGCCUUUCUGUUAUUGGAGGGAUGCUCUCUGACUGCGUUCCCAAAGUUAAAGAAAAAGCACUAAAUGCGCUUAAUAAUUUGAGUAUGAAUAUUAAAAAUCAGGAAAAGAUACAGGUGUAUAUUACACAAGUUUGUAGGAUCGUUGAGUCAGCUCCCCUCAACUCUGAUCUGCAGCUAGCUGGACUCAGGCUGUUGACAAAUAUGUCUGUUACCAAUGACUACCAUCAAGAGAUGAUAAACUCAAUUCCAUGCUUUCUUCAUUUGCUUUCAGAAGGAACUGAAAGGACACAGAUUCAAGUUUUGAAAGUACUUGUGAACUUAUCUGCAAACCCAGCCAUAACAAGACAUCUUCUCAGAGCUCAAGUGCCAUCAUUGCUAUUACUUUUUGACAACUCUAUAAACAGAGAUAUUCUGCUCAGAGCCCUGGCGUUUGCAGCAAACUUGAAAAAGAACAUGAACAAUGAAGAUGGCACCAUAACUGAGGACCAAUACAGUGAAGACUCAAUUUUCUUUACACUCUGCAGGGACUCUGCCCCAUUUGCUCAGAAACUGGCAUUUUUGCUGCAUCACCCCGAUACAGAAGUGAAAGAACAAGUUGUGAGAAUAUUAACACAAUAGUGUUGUUUUCUUAAAACAGACUGACCUGAUGAAAAUAUUUAAUCUUGGGAAUGCUAUGCUAAAAAAACCUGCAACAAGCAAACAAUAAAACAACAAUGACAAAUAAACCCUGAAUACUACCAUAUUACUAGGCACAAAUCAGUUAGUGCAAAAGAGUAUUUAAUAUAGAGAGCAUAACAGAUUUUUUUUUUACAAGCAAGAGAAAAGCAAUAGCUUAAUUAACUACAGUGCAGUUAACCACAACUGUGCAAAGUUUCUACACUUGAACAAAAAUUGGAAGGAUUUUAUUUUGCUUUAAAAUCGUCACUUUAAGGAAAGCAGGCAUAUUUUUAAAAAUAUUUUAUUAAGAGUCAAACAUUAUCUGCAACUGCAAUUUAGUAUUCUCAUCUUUAUAAAAAAGUCUAUGAGAGCAGUAUCAUACACAUUUUUACAAAAGCUUCCUAUUCUGUAGCAGCCCUUGAGCCUGCUUUCCUUGGAGAACUUUACUCCUUUUUUUCUGCAACUGGAACAUCAUUGGAAUAAGUGCUUCUGCUGAAUUAGCCUCCAUAAAGUUUAAGUCAUCAAUUGAGCAUUAAUUCAAAAUGAAGUGGAAUACAUACAAACAUCACUUGAAUGGAGUUUCAUUGAUGAACAGAAAACAUACUGGAAAAGACUUCUCAAACCAGACUGCUAAAAAACUUCCUAACACUUGUAUUAUAGAGAAAGUAAAAAAAGCAUCGGUUUUCCACUUUGUACCAUUUUUAAGAGAACUGUAUCACCUAAACUGUUACCAGGUGCUUCAUCUUUCUAACUUAAUAUACCCACUCUGCUCUUAAUAAAACAUUCCUAUCUUCUCUUUCUGUAAUGCAA